CUGUGAGUGAAACGUGCACACUGACAACCAUCGUUGAUCGUGCGCUCUUAACUUGAGCCAUCAUCUAAUUUUCCAUGAUGGAAAUUGUAUUGUUCUAGUAUACAUCUCAAGAACUAGAAAUGGACAAUCCUCUGGGAUUGAUCAAGGAUCUCUUGACGAAUCCGAGACACUCACGAUGGAUUGCAUCGUUACUCAUCCUGGCCGACGCCGUCCUUUGCGUUGCGGUCAUCCUCUACGUCCCAUACACCGAGAUCGAUUGGGAUGCAUAUAUGUCACAAGUCUCCCAAUUCGUGGCAGGAGAGCGUCAAUACGCGAAUAUCAAAGGCGGUACCGGGCCUCUGGUAUAUCCUGCAAUGCACGUCUACAUCUAUCGAGCACUAUAUGCUGUCACGGACAAAGGUAGAAAUAUUCGGACGGCGCAAUGGAUAUUCGCAGGCGUCUACCUAGCUACCCUAGCUCUGGUCAUGGCCGUCUAUCGCAAGGCAAAGGCACCGCCAUACCUACUCGGACUGCUUGUCCUUUCGAAGAGGGUUCAUUCGAUCUUCUUGCUCCGGCUGUUCAAUGACUCCUUCGUCGCGUUCUUCUUGUGGGCUACGAUCUAUUUCUAUCAACGCCAGUUCUUCACAGUAGGAUCCUUUUUCUACUCAUUAGGCGUGGGAGUCAAGAUGUCCAUGCUGCUUCCUCUCCCUGCCAUCGGAAUUGUCCUACUGCAAGCACUUGGGCGAGAACGGGCGAUCACGCAGGCACUGGUCAUGGCCCAAAUUCAGGUCGCGAUCGGAUAUCCAUUUCUGGUCAAGCAUACGCCGCAAUAUUUCGAACGAGCGUUUGAUCUAGGAAGGCAGUUUCUUUACAAAUGGACCGUUAACUUCCGGUUUGUGUCGGAGGAAGUCUUUCUCUCCCAGAUAUUCUCGUCCGCCCUUCUUGGGGCACAUGCGUGGAUUCUCUCGGUCUUCGCAACGACGCGCUGGCUUGCGCCGCUGCGGACCGUAAGCGGAUCUUCCGUUCCCACCACUUCAGCCUCAGGAGGGUCCGGAUCGGCGAGGCAUGAAUCCCGCAAGGCGAUAUCCUCAUUCAAGGCGCUCCAGAUCGCCUUGCUUGACCCUUACGCUUCGGAAGGAUCCAGCGGUCCGGUUCCGUCCAUGGCAUCAGAUCUCGUCUCGGCUGCCUCAGCGACCUUUAUCCCAACCGCCAUCCUCACCGCAAACGCCGUCGGCAUGCUCUGCGCAAGGAGUCUGCAUUAUCAAUUCUAUGCCUGGGGCUAUUGGGGCACACCGUUUUUACUCUGGCGAGCAGGAUUUCCACCGAUAGGAAUAAUUGCGGUGUGGGCCGCGCAAGAAGUGGCGUGGAACAUUUUCCCGAGCACGCCAGUUAGUAGCGCAGUGGUGGUAGCCUGUCUUGCGGCGCAGGUUGGCGGCGUAUGGUGGGGGACGAGGAAGGAUUUCUUUGAGACCAGGAGGGAGAAAAAAGUGCAUGGUGAAUAAACGAGGUCUGGUCUCAGACAUCGCCCGCGGAGUCCUCUUCCUCGCUCUCAGAUGGUGGCAUCUUGCCAACAUUGGACUCCUCAUCCUCCACAUCUGCUGUUUUGGCGAAUUGUUUCGGCCACCAAGGCAUCUUCUUCCAUAUCCGGUCCUCUCUCACAACAUUGAUGAUAUCUGCUCCGACCUUCCCCGUAUCUUCAUCUUCGCGCCUUUGAACGAGCACAAACCCGCCUCGCUUCAUCCAGACGGUGUUAACGAACUUCUGGUCCAACUCAGCCAGUGCGGAUUUCCCAUUUGGGAGGGAGACGGUGAAAAGGUUUCGUCCUUCAUUCUUCGCGAUGCGUGCAAUGGUCUGGUUGUACUCGAGGGUUU
This is a messenger RNA of Eremomyces bilateralis CBS 781.70, 1850 nucleotides long. Its product is annotated as Lethal(2)neighbour of Tid protein. Gene Ontology annotation, cellular component: endoplasmic reticulum. NCBI's taxonomy places the organism in Eukaryota, Fungi, Ascomycota, Dothideomycetes, Eremomycetales, Eremomycetaceae. Gene Ontology annotation, molecular function: dol-P-Man:Man(5)GlcNAc(2)-PP-Dol alpha-1,3-mannosyltransferase activity. The record is from RefSeq and is a predicted model, not a curated record. The transcript has 3 exons. The coding region runs from base 120 to 1481 and encodes 453 amino acids.